GCUUAGUAUAGUAUAUAGAAUAGAAUAGAUAUAGAUAGAUAUAGAUUUUACUACUAGUAACUCCUCUCAAUCAGAUUCUCAGGUGACCUGAGAGAAUCAAUGGGGUCAGCAUCAUCGUCCCUCCUGAGGUCCCUCCCUUCCCCAUUCCCUCCUGAAAAUCCAUCCCUUUCUCUUUCCCUAAAACCCCACCUUGAAAAGCCACCUUCUCAGCUUCCUCUGCUUCCAUUUGUCUCCUCCCCACUAUCCCAAAAACCCCACCAAAUUGCCUUAAACCCACUCCAAAAUCCACCACCAUCCAACCCUGUACCAGUCCCAAAAAACCCUUUUUCAUUUUCACCAUGCCUUGAUUCUUCUGUUUCCCCUGUUUCAGUUGACUCUGUAAUCUGCCCUUCACUUGCUUAUGCAAAUGUGUACUUUUACAAGCCUUACAGUGUUCAAGUUGUACCCCGGGAUGAAGAAGACGGGGUCAAGCUUGCUAAGCGGUUCAUGUAUUCUGCUGCCAAGGCUGGUGUUUUCUAUGAGAUGAAAAGGAGGAGGUUCUUUCAAAACCCACAGGAGAAGAUGAAAACCAAGUCUCAACGAGCUGCCAAACUUCUCAAAAGGUCCAAGAUGAGGGCUGGCGGAGGGCUUAAGAUACCGAAGAAUACAAUUCGUCGUGACCCUCUGGAGGAGAAAAAAAGGAAAGCUCGAUUGGCUGCUAAGCGGCCCCCAAAGCAUAAGCGUGCAGGUUUUCAACAGAAAAUGGGUGUAGAUCAAAAUAGUCUAUCGGCUAAGAAGGAGAAUUACUGUUCAGAUGAUGAUAACUGGGAGGUUGAAGGCAUUGAAGUACCAUAUUGCUGACCGAUGUCUUGCUAUUCUGACUGGGUGUAGAAGUUAUAAAUAUUGCUGAUUUUUGGGUACAGAAGCGGUAGUAAUUGACAAUGCUUGAUAGUGUCCUAACCUAGAUGGUGGUUUUUGUACAUGAUCAAAGUAAUGUAACCAUCUAAACUCCAUCCUUUAGUAUGAAUUUGGUAACAGCCAGUUAUGAUGUGGCUAUUCUUUUGCGUGGGAUAUGUAGGUUGUAAUCCUACUUUUAGUUACGUUUACUGGUGUGUCUCAUUGCUUACUUUUCUCUUUAUGUCUUCAAGUUGAUUAGUUUUCUUUUUUAUGUCUAACAACAAUCUUCUUUUAAUCAAAAUUUGGCGGAGUUUGAAAUUCUG
Messenger RNA from Oldenlandia corymbosa var. corymbosa, 1199 nucleotides. Lineage: Eukaryota; Viridiplantae; Streptophyta; Magnoliopsida; Gentianales; Rubiaceae. The record is from the annotation of a GenBank genome assembly.